AUGAAGGAUAUGUGCAAUGUAGUGCAGGGUUUGAAGCCUAUGCUAUUAAUGAUAGUGGUGCAAAUAACAUUUGCUGGAGUCAAUGUGCUCUACAAGCUUGCCGUAAAUGAUGGCAUGAGCUUGAGGGUUGUUGCUGCCUACCGCUUUCUAUUCGCAACUGCUUUCAUAGCUCCACUUGCCCUCAUUGUUGAAAGGAAGAAGAGGCCAAAGAUGACUUGGACAGUACUGUUUCAGUCAUUCUUGUGCGGUUUAUUUGGAGGGUCAAUGGCUCAAAACUUCUACUUAGAGGCUCUGAGUUUAACUUCUGUAACAUUUGCAUCUGCAAUGACCAACCUUAUACCAGGCCUGACAUUUAUCAUGGCCGUUUCCUUCGGUAUGGAGAGAGUAAAUUUGAGAUCAGCAGCAGGGAAGGCCAAAAUACUCGGUACAUUAAUUGGAAUUGGUGGGGCAAUGAUACUAACUUUCAUUAAAGGUGCGGAAAUCAAAUUUGGGGCCUUCCACUUAAAUCUUUUGCAUCACAGAAACGGUGCGCACUCACAGGCUAUUAGCGGUGGUAAACCCGUUUUGGGUGCUCUAAUGGCCCUCUCAAGUGCCAUCUCUUAUGCACUGUGGCUCAUUAUUCAGGCAAAGAUGAGUGAAAGAUAUCCAAGUCAUUAUUCAAGCACGGCGAUGAUGUCUUUAUGGGGGUCACUGCAAUCCAUUGUGUUUGCUCUAUGCUUUGAGAGGGACUGGAGUCAGUGGAGGUUGGGUUGGAAUGUUAGGCUUUUGACUGUAGCCUAUUCGGGUAUAGUGGUCUCUGGGGUGAUGGUGGUUGUGAUUUCGUGGUGUAUUCGCAUGAGAGGGCCAUUAUUCGCCUCUGUUUUUAGCCCCCUAAUGCUUGUGAUGGUGGCCUUGGCUGGUGCUACGAUGUUGAACGAGAAUCUACAUCUUGGAUGCAUCAUUGGAGCAGUAUUGAUCGUGUGUGGGUUAUACGUGGUUCUGUGGGGUAAAAGCAAAGAGAUGAAGAAGAAGAAUCAAUUAGUGCCAGCACAAGGCACCCCUGAGUCUAACACAGUGGAAAUAGUUGUGAGCUCCGCAGUAGAAGAUAAAAGCAACCAUAAUAACAACACACAUCAUAUGGAUGAUUCAUCCGCAGAGGAGCACUGCUCACAUUUACACAAUUAG
Messenger RNA from Abrus precatorius (Indian licorice), 1164 nucleotides. Its product is annotated as WAT1-related protein At1g68170-like. Lineage: Eukaryota; Viridiplantae; Streptophyta; Magnoliopsida; Fabales; Fabaceae. The transcript has 7 exons. The record is from RefSeq and is a predicted model, not a curated record. Gene Ontology annotation, cellular component: plasma membrane. Gene Ontology annotation, molecular function: transmembrane transporter activity. Bases 1 to 1164 code for a protein of 387 amino acids.